Messenger RNA from Oncorhynchus tshawytscha (Chinook salmon), 3072 nucleotides. It is a transcript of the gene nup107, whose product is annotated as nucleoporin 107. Lineage: Eukaryota; Metazoa; Chordata; Actinopteri; Salmoniformes; Salmonidae. Bases 187 to 2964 code for a protein of 925 amino acids. The record is from RefSeq and is a predicted model, not a curated record. Gene Ontology annotation, biological process: protein import into nucleus; regulation of DNA-templated transcription; mRNA export from nucleus. Gene Ontology annotation, cellular component: nuclear pore; nuclear pore outer ring. Gene Ontology annotation, molecular function: structural constituent of nuclear pore. The transcript has 26 exons.
CCCAAUUUAAAUUGACUUUAUUUAGAUUUUACGAAUGAUUUUGAGUCGCAAAAUAAUGGGAUAUUGGCUGUAUUUAAUGGGCGGGGGUGUAUUAUAAUUAACAGUAUUGGAGCUCGAUUGUAAUUCCUUGUCGAGCGGGAACCGGAAGUAGAAACUACCAGACUGUGGAGCUGAUAUCCUGCUGCCAUGGACUGGGACCAGAAUGAGUUGCUGUCGCCUAUUGUACGAGAUGCCGAAGUGACCAGAGCAGCACGCCGAAAGAGUUCAGUUCAGAAGAAGGCUCAAUUCAACUUCCUUUCUCCUCGUGAUGACAACCAAGGUAGUACCACCACACCUGCCCGUUCCCUGCCCUGCCACACACCUGGAUCCCUCUUCAAACAGUCCUUCACCCCGAAGAGUGCUGCUAGGAACCCAGAUGUGUCGGCCAUCUUGGCGACAGGGCGCAGGACUCCUCGUUUCAUCCAUACGCCACGACCUCCCCUGGGCAGUAUGAGCAUGAACCUGGAUGACAGUGACUGGACCAACAGCCUGUACCCGUCUCCUCUGUCCGGCCUGGGACUGGGGGACACCAGCUUUACUGACGACAUCAACAUGUCCUCUGUAAUGCUGAAGGAGGAGGAUCCUGGAGAGGCUGCGUCAGUCAGUCUGUUCCCAGAGUUCCUCCAGUCCUAUCUCAGACACUCCUCCACUGCAGUCUUUGACCUGCUGGGGGAGUAUGAAGCCAUCUGUCAAGACAAGGUGGGCAUGCUCCAGAGGCUGGUAUCGAGGGCAGCUCCAGGGCAACAGAAGUCCUCUAAGACUGCUGGUAUGAGAUGGCUUUUACAGCAGGAGAUGGUCACCUGGCGCCUCAUUACUUCUCUAUACAGAGACAGGAUCCAGUCAGAGCUGGAGGAUGACAUCAUGAUGGAUGUGGCUGCUCCCGGUGUUAGUGAGAAGGUGGUGAUGGAACAACUUUUCCAGAGAGAUGCUGUAGUACGCCAGAGUCAGUUGGUUGUGGAUUGGUUAGAGAGUAUCGCCAAAGAUGAAAUCGGGGACUUCUCCGACAACAUUGAAUACUACGCCAAGUCUGUCUACUGGGAGAAUACCCUUCAUGCUCUGAAACUGAGAAGAAACACCUCCAGCACAGGCUUCAAUGUUCCCCUGGUUACUGAGCUGGACCCUGACGCCCCCAUCAGACAGAGACGUCCCCUGGCAGACCUGGACAGAGAGGAUGAUGCCAGACUGCUGAAGUACCUCUUCACCCUCCUCAGAGCGGGCAUGACUGACGAGGCCCAGAGGCUGUGUAAGCGCUGUGGCCAGGCAUGGAGAGCUGCUACUCUGGAGGGAUGGAAGCUGUACCACGACCCCAACAUCAACGGAGGAGGUGCAGAGCUGCUACCGGUGGAGGGGAACCCUCAGCGCUGUGUGUGGAAGGUCUGCUGCUGGAGGAUGGCUGAUAGUGAACACUUCAGCAGAUAUGAGAGAGCCAUCUACGCUGUUCUGAGUGGGAACCUCAAACGGCUACUCCCAGUGUGUGAGUCGUGGGAGGACAGUGUGUGGGCCUACUUCAGGGUCCUGGUAGACUCUCUGGUGGAACAGGAGGUCCGGUCCUCAGGGAUGGGCAGCGAGGAGCUGGAGGAGCUGCCACGAGAAUACCUGGAGGCCAACUGGACACUGGAGAAGGUGUUUGAGGAGCUGCUGGCAACAGAGUCAAAGAAAGUCCUGGAAGAGACGAAAGAACACUACCACAUAAUCCAGAAGUUAGUUAUCCUGGGUGACCUGGACGGUCUGUUGGAAGAGUUCAGUAACUGGUUGACCAGGAGUCCUGCUCUGCCCUCUCACCUGCUGCGCUUCAUGACACACCUGGUGUUGUUCUACCGUAGUCUGGGCAUGCAGCUCAAGGAGGAGGUAUCAGUGGAUGUCCUGAAGGCCUACAUCUCUCUGUUGAUGAGGGAGAAGUACGUUGAUCUGAUAGCCUUCUAUGUCAGUCACCUGCCGCCAGACCUGGCCACCGCCCAGUACGCUCUCUUCCUGGAGGAGGUCACCGAGGCUGAGCAGAGACAACGCUGUCUGGAGCUGGCCAGGGAGGCAGGUCUGGAUGUGGCAGCGGUCACUAAGAUGGUGGUGGAGAACAUCAGAGAGAGAGACACUGAGGAGUUCGCUCAUCAUGACCUCACCCCUGCACUGGACACUGGCACCUCAGCGGAGGACCAGAGGAAGAUCGAUGUGAUUGAUUGGCUGGUGUUUGACCCCGCCCAGAGAGCUGAGGCCCUCAAACAGAGCAACGCCAUCAUGAGGAAGUUCCUGGCCUGUAAGAAACACCAUGCAGCUAAGGUGGUGUUCGGUAAGGUCCCCGAGGACUCCAUGAGGGAGAUCUACCGCCAGUGGGAGGAGCUAGGCCUGGACAUGCCCCUUCCCGCGGAGGAUGAGAACGCCAUCAGGGAACACCUGUGCGUCCGCGCUUACCUGGAAGCUCAUGAGGCGUUUAAUGAGUGGUUCCAUCACAUGAACUCCCCACCUCAGAAGCCCAGCCUGCCGGCUCAGGCCAAGUUCACUGAGAAGGUGGCCUACGAGAUGAAGGAGAACGAGUACCAGCUGGAACAUGACAGCUGGACCGGCCGUCUGGAGGCUCUGACUGAAGACGUGAAGGAGAGGAUCUACAACGUCCUGCUGUUUGUGGACGGGGGCUGGAUGGUCGAUGUCAGAGAGGAUACGGAGGAGGACCCAGAGAGAGGCCACCAGAUGGUGCUGCUUCGUAGACUCUGUCUGCCCAUGAUGUCCUUCCUGUUGCAGACAGUACUGCAGAGAACACAACGCCACCAGGAGAGUCUCAGACUGGCUGAUAUCAUCGCCUCAGACCAACACCGCCUCUACGAGGUGUUCUCCAAGGAUGAGCUGAGGAAGUUCCUUCAGAAGAUGAGGGAGUCGUCUCUUCUCUUAUUGGAUAAGGGUCUAGACCCGCUGGGGUACGAGAUCCAACCAUAAAUACACCCCACCCGGACAUUUUGUUUUGGUUUUUUUGUUUGCCAAAUUUAAGUAAUGGAGUGAAUGAUUUUCUGCAUUUUGUAUACAAUAAAAGUGACGUGUCGGAAA